AUGGCAUACAACACAUCGGCUACAUUUUAUCCGGGCGGCGACGACUCCUACUAUGUGCCUGAAAUGGUUCAACCUGCUCCGCACCGCCCAGGAGACCAUCCUACCAAUAUGCCACAUAAUGUCGCCCAGAUGGAGAAUGCUGCCCAGGGCGGACAUCAUAAUCAGUCCUCCAAUGGCUGGCACCAAAGCCCAAUGCCACCAAGAAUCGACUCGUACCAACCUCCACACGACUCGUAUGCAUCUCCCGCCAGCAGCGGAUACACCACUGCCACACCGACUAGCGUCUACUCGCAGCAAUCGCCGGCGACGUAUCAGCAGCCAGCACCUCCUGUCUCACAGACAUAUCAGCAACCUCCAACGUCUGGCUACCAGCAGCCAUCCCCUCAGCCACCUCAGACCUACGAUCACGGGCAGCAGUACUCGACUGGUCUCCCAGAAACGCCGAACUUCUCGCCCUUCCCUGCACUCCGAAAUCCUCCUCCAAACAUUCCACCUACAGACGAGCAGAAAGAAGAUACACUUGAGAAGGCAAGACAAGCAGUUCUAGCCUGCAACGAUCCAGAGGUCCAGCUGACGUGGGCGCAAGAUGUGCUACAAUAUGCUGAGAUCGCCCAACAGAACGAGCAGAGGAUAUCGUUGACACAGAACCCAAGACCUAGAACUCCACGGAUAGAGAAGCAGCUCCGAGACGAUGCACUGAAGAUCACAAACUUCCUGGCGGAUCAGCAUCAUCCCAAGGCAGAGUUCAUGCGAGGCACAUGGCUCGAAUUCGGCCGCUUUGGGGAGAGAGUGGACAAGAAAGAAGCAUUCCAUUGCUAUUCGCGAGCAGCAGAGAAGGGCUAUGUCCGGGCUCAUUAUCGCAUCGGCAUGCAGUUUGAGGCGUCACAGGAUGCUUUGAAGGCCAUCAAGUACUACCAGCGAGGUGUAGAUGCUGGUGACGCGGCAUCAUGCUACCGACUGGGUAUGAUGACCCUUCUAGGCCAGCAUGGACAGUUCCAGGACUUCGAGCAUGGCAUCAACCUCAUCUACAAAUCAGCAGAGGCUGCUGAUGACAACGCUCCGCAGGGCGCAUAUGUCUACGGUAUGCUGAAAGCCGGAGAGCUCAGCCAAGUCCAUGUACCGGAGAGAUUCUGCCCGAAAGACACCGUCGCCGCCAAGACCAAUAUCGAGAAGGCUGCCUAUCUGGGUUUCUCGAAAGCUCAAGUACGAAUGGGAGCCGCAUACGAGCUUGGCGAGCUCGGCUGCCCAUUCGAUCCUGCACUGUCACUCCAUUACAAUGCCCUUGCGGCAAGACAAGGCGAGACCGAAGCCGAAAUGGCGAUUAGUAAAUGGUUUCUGUGCGGACACGAAGGUGUGUUCGAGAAGAACGAAGAGAUGGCCUUCACAUAUGCUCAACGAGCAGCUGUAAGCGGACUCGGAACAGCACAAUUCGCUAUGGGCUACUUCUACGAAGUCGGCAUAUACGUCUCACCCGACUAUUCUACAGCUCAGGAAUGGUACCGCAAGGCUGCCGAGGCAGGCAAUGCGGAUGCUGCAGGUCGUGUUGAGGCCAUCAAGCGAUCGAAGACGCUGUCGAGGAAAGACCAUGAGGCUCAAGCUGUCAGUCGGAUCAAGCAGAGUCGGCCAAACGUAAAUGUUGGGUCGACCGCCGCAACGCUUGACAUGCCUGAUCCCUCGAGACUCAGCCUCAAUACCAACAGCUCGGCACCAUACCCUUCUGGUCCACCAGGUAUGCCUCAGUCGACCUCACAUCCUGACUUUCGCCCGGCUUCCGCUUUCGGCGUCAAUCCCAACUUGCGACCGAACAGUGCCACUGGCUAUGGUUCGCCGCAACAACAAAUGUAUCCUCCGCAAAAUCGUCCUUCACCACAGCCAUACGGCAACGGACAAGGCAGCUAUGGCCCUCCUGGUCCCGUCCGCGGCUCAGCGCCUCCACAACAAUACGGCGGUCCUGGCGGUGGUCGACCAAGUCCUCGUCCAGGCACAACUUCUCCACACCAACAACCCACAAAUCGCCCACCAGUCGACAUCGGCUAUAUCGCACCACUCGAGCAGCGACAGCCACGUCCACCUCACCCAGCCGAAGCUCCUCGACCUCGUCCUUCACCAGGUCCUGGCAUGCAUGGCGGUGGCCCAGGUGGACGCCCGCCACCGCAGCAGCGGCCUAUUGGUCAUCAGCAACCAAGUCCUGCUCCACAGAAGCAGCCGCAGAAGCCACAGCAACCACAGCAGAAGCCAAUGCCCCAACAGCAGCAGAAGCCCGUUCAACCAACAGGACCACAACAGAAGCCUAACAAGGUUGCGCCAUCGCGAAUUGAGCCAGGCAAGAUUAGUCAGGGUCAGGGUCCAAAUACUUUUGAGGCGAUGGGGAUCCCGAAUAAGAAGGCGAAGGGUGAUUGUAUUGUUAUGUAA
Molecule: messenger RNA, 2412 nt
Organism: Cyphellophora attinorum
Lineage: Eukaryota; Fungi; Ascomycota; Eurotiomycetes; Chaetothyriales; Cyphellophoraceae
Product: Chitin synthase regulatory factor 4
Exons: 2
Coding region: 1-2412 (803 amino acids)
Molecular function (GO): protein binding
Source: RefSeq, a predicted model, not a curated record